Messenger RNA from Peniophora sp. CBMAI 1063, 1713 nucleotides. The record is from the annotation of a GenBank genome assembly. Lineage: Eukaryota; Fungi; Basidiomycota; Agaricomycetes; Russulales; Peniophoraceae.
AUGCCUUGGUUCGCAACCUUGAAAGCUCGCUUCUGGACCCGUCGCCGGACUGGUUCGAAAACCUUUCUCUAUUUCGAUGCCGAUCCUACACAAGACUGGGCCGAACCUGACCGUUCCUCGCCUAUUUCAGAAUACGCCGAGUCUGUAGACGCCCGGUUGGUUGCCAAUAUAGACCUCGCGGGGUCGCCUGUCUCGCCUCAAGACCCCAACUAUGCACUUUGGUGGGACGCCGUCACCUAUCGCCACGGUUCUUUAGGGAGUUGGGGUUACCUUGUUUGGGCAAAAUAUCACAAUUUUCGUCAACGUUCACUCUUGGCGAACGCACCCUUGACUUCGGAUAACAGACAUUACAAAGAUACUCCUUUCGCAGCCAUAUCCGAUUGCCGCAACAGCGAUGCCGUUUUGCGCGCUUUGUAUGACACGCUGUCGCUGAGGUGUGAAGAUAUUCUGUCGACCGAUAUCCGGCCAGAUCUGGACUCCAUUGUGAACGACCUAUCUCGGAUACUUGAGGAAUUCCGGCCUGUAACUCAAACGGAUCGAUUUCCUACGCUCGAGCGUCAUAUUCUGUUCGUCGCGAUCGGCGUGUUGCUGAACACGCCGCAUAAGACGCCGGGGCACUCCCAAUCCAGGAGGCUUCGAAUGUUAUUCAGUCACUUGGCGGCCUGUACACAUCGAUUGCUGGAGUACACAAUGACAUGCGGCGCAGGUUUCUCCACCAGAACAGUUGUCAUCACGGCGUUUGUAGACAUGCUAGAUGCACUCAAGCUAGCAGCUCUGAUGACAAGAGGAGAUUACGACGCAUCCCUCGGUCGCUUGGAAGCAUCGACGGUUAGGGACGCUGCCGACGUAUGGCAAUCUAUCGUGGAUCACAUAGACUGUAUUCAACAAGACGAUGAAGGGUUGGCAGUCGACAUAUGGAACCGUGGCUCAUGGUCUGACGAUGACAGGAACUCGAUGGGCGAACAGCUGCGCGAUGACGGCACGUCCCUAAUACUCGAUGGAUACGACUGUGAGCCCGAUGACCAGCAUCCUGAAGAGGACGAAGACUGGACCGCAAAGGACGAAGAUACACAGGAAUCAGGCGUGGAACAGUCUGGUGAUACUGAAAGCACUACCGACACAAGUGAACCAUCUCCCGGUUACGAUGGCGAUGCUAUCGAAGGAUCCAAGAACCCAUCUUCGCAUAACGGGCAAGACCACCUGGCCACUGUCAUCAAGUCCUUCGCCAGUCUACCUCUUGACGAACUCGUGCUCGCGAACCUGUUACCCGUGGCCUACGUGGUAACCAGGAUUCAAACGUGGGCCGAAUCGUCACAUUCAUCCCUAUUACGAUUGUGCGCAUCUUUGACCUACUACGAUCAGCUGCGCUCAGCGACCCUCGAUACACACUUCGAGUGCAUACACAAGCAACUGAUGGACGAGUGGAAAUAUGUUUGCGGUAUCCUCGCGGCAGUCCUCGCGGCCGACGUCACAGUAAUUGGGUUCUCAUCCGGGACCGUCUUCACAGUGGACAAACUAGCGUUACGCUUGGUAACGCUAUCGGAAGCAGCGGCAGCGGUUGGAAUCUGCAUAGACGGCGCUCUCUUGAUCAGGUACUACAACGCUACGGGAGAUACAUUCCAGAAACUCGCAUACGGGCGCGUAUCCAAGAACUACGUCUUCUUCGCCGCCACCUCCCGCUUUCCCCUACUCUGUCCAUGCUCUUCUCGCUAG